AUGUGUGAACGGCUAAGAUACAACAACAAAGUGACAAACUGUCUAACAGGAGAUAGGAUCAUCAUUUGUGAAGGACCACUAACAGAGCACAUCCCAAGAUCCAUUUUCAUUGGCAAAUAUAGAGCCACCAUCAUUUAUCGCGAUCAGCCUAAAAACAACCCUCAAAAUAUGAAAUGCUCAAAAUGUUUGCAGGAAGGUCAUCAUACAAGAGACUGUACAAAUGAUUGGGUGUGUAGGUCAUGCGGAGAAGAAGGACACAAACAAAAUGCAUGUACCAAAGAUGCUUAUUCAGACGCACAAGAUCAAUCAGAUAAAGAAAACACAAAAGAAAGCCAUGAAACAAGUGAUACAGAUGACGAGACUUCUGAAUCUGAAUCUGGGACUGACGCAAAACAAAUUUCAGUCAAAACCAACAAUGAUGAAGUAUGUGCAAGUACAACGGCUACCGGACGGGAAGGUGCAUCAGCUGCAGAUUGUAAAGGUGUAUCAACUACUGGAUAUGAAGAUGACAAUGGACAGUCGCAAUCUAUUAUCAAUCCAGUAGCUGAUCCACAAAAACGGAAGAAAAAAAAAAAGAAAAAAAAAGAGCAGUAA
Molecule: messenger RNA, 594 nt
Organism: Mytilus trossulus (common blue mussel)
Lineage: Eukaryota; Metazoa; Mollusca; Bivalvia; Mytilida; Mytilidae
Exons: 1
Coding region: 1-594 (197 amino acids)
Molecular function (GO): nucleic acid binding; zinc ion binding
Source: RefSeq, a predicted model, not a curated record